This is a messenger RNA of Ruditapes philippinarum (Manila clam), 2075 nucleotides long. RefSeq names its product 3-ketodihydrosphingosine reductase-like. The transcript is spliced from 9 exons. Lineage: Eukaryota; Metazoa; Mollusca; Bivalvia; Venerida; Veneridae. Gene Ontology annotation, molecular function: 3-dehydrosphinganine reductase activity. Gene Ontology annotation, biological process: sphingolipid biosynthetic process. Gene Ontology annotation, cellular component: endoplasmic reticulum membrane. The record is from RefSeq and is a predicted model, not a curated record. The coding region runs from base 1 to 984 and encodes 327 amino acids.
AUGCCCGGUGAGGAAGGUGUGUACCUAGGGACCAAUCAGAUUUGUACCGGUUGUCGUUCUCCAAUGAAAUUGCAGAACGGCGACUGGCAGGAAUUCCAGGACACCGUUCCCUUCAACGGACGUUCAGUCAAACGGAGAACAAAGAUCAACCAGGCAAUAAGGCAGUGCGAUAUUCACAGACAAUCUAGUCACCUUAGAUUAGAAGAAGCAAAAACUGAGAUACAGGGACAUUUAAAGCCCAAUGGAAAAGUUCAAAGUUUCUCUGUAGAUUUAUCAACUAAUUAUGAUGAUGUUAAAAACUGUGUUACUGAGGCUGAAGAAAAGUUUGGCCCAGUGUUUAUGUUGGUGAAUUCUGCUGGUACUUCAGUGAGUCGUUCAUUUCAAGACUUGGAUGCUAUAGAGUUCAAGAAAUUGAUGGAAGCCAAUUAUUACAGUGCUGUAAAUGCCACUAAAGCUUCUAUUGACUCAAUGGUAGGGCAGCAAGCUGGUAGAGUGGUGUUCCUAUCAUCCCAGGCUGGACAGAUUGGACUGUUUGGUUUUUCUGCAUACUCCGCCUCAAAAUUUGCUCUUCGAGGACUUGCCGAGGCGUUACAGAUGGAAAUGACCCCUCACAAUGUCAGGGUAACUGUGGCCUUUCCUCCAGAUACAGACACACCUGGUUUCCAGCAUGAAUUGCAGGGAAAGCCAAAGGAGACAAUGUUGAUAUCCGAGACUGCUGGUUUGUUGAAACCACAAGAUGUUGCUCAUACUAUAAUCUCAGACUCAUUGAAAGGAGAGUUUACAAGUUAUCAGGGUAUAGAUGGUUGGAUGUUAGCUAAUAUAAGUGCUGGUAUGUCACCGGCUACCUCAUUAUACAAGGUUAUAGAACAGUUUUUGUUAAUGGGAAUUCUACGUGUGGUAGGCUUAUUCUAUUUAGCAAGUUUUGACAGCAUUGUCUUGAAGUGUAAGAAAGAGCGAGAGGUUGAGAAACAGAAGAAGUCUUAGUGCAUAUACUUUAUAUAUAUGUACGUACGCACAUAUACUGUAUACAUGAACAAUAUCUGGUUAUCUAAUUGAACAAAGUUGCAGGUGCUUUAAAACUAAAAAAAAUGCUGUGAUGCAUCUGUCAACUCAAACUGCUGAAAAUUAGGAUUGUGCCAAGCUGGAGUAAAACUUACAAAUGGUCUUUAAAGGGACGCCACUGAGGUUUUUUCAAGUGACCAUAUUGUAAAUGCUUUUUUCUCAAGGUUAAUAUUCCAUUUGAUGUAAGUCUAACAUAACAAUAACAUGUGUGCUUAAUUUCAGAUCAUUCGCUCACUUACUGAACCCUUACUGUGUUAAUAAUGCAGAAGAAAUAUGGUGAUAGAUAUAUGCAAAAUCUGUCAUUAAUCUCGUACAACUUGUAAAUUAUCACUUUAAUCUUAAAUCUUUUUACUUUUCUUAUAAAAAUCUUAGUACAUUUUUGUCAAGUUUAAUUUUCUUGGAUUUUUUUUGGCUAAUCCGGCAUGCAGCUUUAAUUUUUUGUUGGAAAUUUAUUUUAAUGAUGUGUUAGUGAAAGUAUGAAAGUUAACAUGCAAGUGUUGACUUGCUAUUUAUUAUAAUAUUGUAGUGCAUGAUUAUACUGCCAAUACUGUCAAGAGAACAUAACUCUUGCUUUGCUUAAUAUAGAAUUUAUUUUCUAAAUGAAAUAGUAUCCCUUGUUCUGUUUUGACAGUACCUUUUAAGUUUUUUUUAAGAUUGGCAUCCUUGAUGAUUCUGUGUUUUUAUACGCCUGAAAUUGUUUUCAUCGUACAUGUUUAUUGUUUUGCACCUGGUCGUCCGUCUGUCUGUUACAAAUUUGUGACCACUGUAUCUUUUGAACUGAAAGAAGGUCAUUGAAACUAAAGUUUUAUAAAUCAUGUAUCUGGGAUCAAAAAUGCCCCCAUUCUUUGGGUCAGUCAGUAUAAUAUGUAUAAUUAAUAACAAAAAAAGUUUUUAUGAAUGGGUCUCUAUCCUUAUUAAAAGAUUAUUUUUGAUCACUCAAACAAAGUUUCAUUCGGGCAUAUAUAGGCUCGCCAUUUUAGUGCUUUUUUAUUUUGUAUAUUAAUUUAUGAAAU